This is a messenger RNA of Entamoeba invadens IP1, 450 nucleotides long. RefSeq lists its product as hypothetical. Bases 1 to 450 code for a protein of 149 amino acids. The transcript has a single exon. The record is from RefSeq and is a predicted model, not a curated record. NCBI's taxonomy places the organism in Eukaryota, Evosea, Mastigamoebida, Endamoebidae.
AUGUCAGAUCAACCGGACGUUGUCCCACAAACUAUACUUCUACCCGACGACGUUCCGACUAAACUCCCCGACUUAUCAUCGACUCCAAUCAUUCUUUCACAAGAUCAAAAAGAAGUCCAAAAGAUCACUGAAAUUGAACGGAAAGUCCUUCCCCCCAAACUCCCCGACUCCUUGCGACAUGACACGAUCGACCGAUCAGAGAAAGACGAGAAAAGUGAGAAAGACAAGACGGAGAAACCAAGUCUUCAUCUCAAAACGUUGAAACAACAAGUCCAACUUCCACUUCAAACACAACAAGCAACGUUGUCCGAUUGGAAGUUAAUCAAAAAGCAGACGGUGUGUGGGUACUUCAUACAAGAGACUUGGUGCGACGCGAAUGGAAAGAUAGUUGAGUCGUAUAUUCCACAAACAAAAAAGGUUGUCGACUCCUCCUCCUCCACUUUUCAGUGA